CUACCUAACGGGCCGCAAAAAGAUCGAGAAUUAGCUAAAAGUUACCUUAUCUGAACUUUCAACACCAAAUCCCUUCCAAAAUGUCCUCAGAACCGCAACCGUCAGAACCCUCGAAAACCCCUCCCUCCUCCUCAACAACCACACCCACACCCUCACCCGCAUCCACAUCCUCAAAUGCCUUCCCGCGCACCAUCGAGAACGACCCGGCGCGCACGGGCUUCGACCCCAAGACGGCGUGGUGGAUCAACUACUUCAAGAUCCUGACGGGCGGGGUGACGGACGAGGGCGUCUUCCACUACCGGGAGUGGCGGUACCGGGUGCACGAGCAGCGCGACUGCGCGCGGUGCGAGGAGUUCCGCGACUGGGCCCUCGCCCACUCCCCCACCGUCCGCUUCAUGCGCGAGAAGAUCGAGGCCCUCAAUGGCCGCCUCGACCGGGACAACGUCGUCUGCCGCCGCUGCCCCGCCCGCCUCACCGACGACGGCCAGGUCCACCGCUCCAGCGGCGGCUUCAGCCCCGACCACGGCAUCCUCAUCUGCGCUAACGAGGUCCGCGAUAGGGGUCACCUCGAGGAUACCCUCGCUCAUGAGAUGGUGCACGCCUGGGACCAUUUGAGGUGGAAGGUCGACUGGGUGGGUGAUAAGGACUUGAAGCAUGCGGCUUGCACAGAGAUCCGAGCAGCAAUGCUAAGCGGCGAGUGCAGAUGGGCCAGAGAGGCCUGGACGAGAGGGAACUGGAAGCUAACGCAGCAGUUCCAAGACUGCGUGCGGAAGCGGGCAGCACAAUCCGUCCUCGCGCGGCCGAGGUGUAAGGACGACGUACAAGCAGUCAAGGUGGUGAACCAAGUAUGGGACUCGUGUUUCUCGGACACGCGGCCCUUCGACGAGGUUUACAGAUAAGAAGAGGUGAAGACACAACCGAAAGAAAAAUAAAAAAAAAAAUAAAACGCUUUGAAACGAACACUGUAUUUUAUCACCUGUACUAUAAUCACCUAACCUAACCUAUCCCUCCCGCAGAUAGAUAGACACAGAGAGAGAGAGAGGAAGACAGAGUCUGGCCAGGCGGCGAAUAAGGUC
Daldinia caldariorum is the source of this 1076-nucleotide messenger RNA. Its product is annotated as peptidase M76 family-domain-containing protein. NCBI's taxonomy places the organism in Eukaryota, Fungi, Ascomycota, Sordariomycetes, Xylariales, Hypoxylaceae. Gene Ontology annotation, molecular function: metalloendopeptidase activity. Bases 81 to 899 code for a protein of 272 amino acids. The record is from RefSeq and is a predicted model, not a curated record. Gene Ontology annotation, cellular component: extrinsic component of mitochondrial inner membrane. The transcript is spliced from 3 exons. Gene Ontology annotation, biological process: mitochondrial protein processing; mitochondrial proton-transporting ATP synthase complex assembly.